AUGAGCGCAAGUGAUGGCGUAUCCUUGGAUCACAUUCCCAGCAUCGUAGACGGAACGCUGCAGUCUCAGGGCAGUGCACGCUUUGUCAAAGCAUGUGUCGCUUGUGCAAAACCCCAAGAACCGGGGCAGAAACCACUGCAGCGUUGCUCAGGCUGCAAGCAAGUCAUGUACUGCGGGAUGUGCAGAAUGACGACGAGGAUGAGGCAAGCCGCCAUGCAAACUGAACCUGAUGAUGGAAGGGCCGUCAAAGAGUUCGAGAAAUGGUCCGUCUGCUUGCUCUCUUUCGUUGAAGGGCUGUUCUGA
Molecule: messenger RNA, 303 nt
Organism: Coniophora puteana RWD-64-598 SS2
Lineage: Eukaryota; Fungi; Basidiomycota; Agaricomycetes; Boletales; Coniophoraceae
Exons: 2
Coding region: 1-303 (100 amino acids)
Source: RefSeq, a predicted model, not a curated record